CCUACCGGCCGCACGCUAGCUUGUUACGUCGUCUUCCAAGUCAUUUUAAUAACAAAUUGCUGUUAUUCAAUUAAAAUGCUGCCGAUUGUACGCGUCUUGUACAGUGGACUGGCUAGCGCAACGCGCUCCAGCCGCGGGGCCCUGCACACGGCCAGUGUGGUCCGAUGUAAGGCGGAGGCGGAGGCGACGGACGAAAAGAGUUCGGAGGCAACUGAGGGCGAGGGCGAUGGCGACCAAGUUAGCUCUGGACCUGACCCGAAGGAUCGCACCAAAAAUAUUCCCGUAGAGACGUCGAUGCGCUAUUUGAAGAGCGCUGCCUACAAACAAACCUAUGGCGAGGACUUUGUGUGGACGCAGUAUAGGCGGAAUCACAAGGGCAUGUUUGCCCCACGGAAAACUCGCAAGACAUGCAUCCGCCAGGGCCGGAUUGCCACUGGAAAUCCAUGCCCCAUUUGCCGAGACGAGUAUUUGGUCUUGGACUAUCGCAACACGGAACUCCUGGAGCAGUUUAUCUCUCCCCACAGCGGCGAUGUGCUCAGCUACUCCCAAACUGGCCUGUGCCAGAAAACUCACUUCCGCCUAAUGGUGGCCGUCCAGCAGGCCCGUGAUUCCGGCUUCCUCACCUACGACGUGCCUUUCAGGGAGUACGAUUACAACGAGUACUACGGCCAGAACGAAAAGCAGAAGGCUUAACUACCAACUAAGUGCACAUGUAGAUGACUUUGCUUGUUAUUAAAAAUGCGAAAAUAAAUUACUGUUAGAUGGAAA
This is a messenger RNA of Drosophila kikkawai, 768 nucleotides long. It is a transcript of the gene mRpS18B, whose product is annotated as mitochondrial ribosomal protein S18B. Gene Ontology annotation, molecular function: structural constituent of ribosome. The record is from RefSeq and is a predicted model, not a curated record. Gene Ontology annotation, cellular component: mitochondrion; ribosome. Gene Ontology annotation, biological process: mitochondrial translation. NCBI's taxonomy places the organism in Eukaryota, Metazoa, Arthropoda, Insecta, Diptera, Drosophilidae.